Messenger RNA from Phycomyces blakesleeanus NRRL 1555(-), 2523 nucleotides. RefSeq lists its product as hypothetical. NCBI's taxonomy places the organism in Eukaryota, Fungi, Mucoromycota, Mucoromycetes, Mucorales, Phycomycetaceae. The coding region runs from base 1 to 2523 and encodes 840 amino acids. The record is from RefSeq and is a predicted model, not a curated record. The transcript is spliced from 6 exons. Gene Ontology annotation, biological process: nucleobase-containing compound metabolic process. Gene Ontology annotation, molecular function: nucleic acid binding; 3'-5' exonuclease activity.
AUGAGGGAAGUAGAUGCAGAUUCUUCCGAGGAAGAAUGGGUCAUCUCUUCAACCGAAACACCUACACUUAAAAAGCGAUCUAUGCAAAAACCGACCAAGACACCAACUGUUCCACCCGUUCAUCGUCCUCAAAGGCAGACACCCCAAAAGUCUCAUCGAAUCAUUCCAAUCGAACGUAGACACACACCAUUGGACCUUAAGACCUCAUGUUUCGAUUAUAUCAAGGAUGACGAACUCCACGAGAUGUGCAUGACAAUGGACAGCAAACAGCUCGUGACCCGGCUUAUCAGUGUGUACAAGAACUCUGAGACAUAUGUCAACAUUAGAAAUAUUGAGACACCUGUGUUUGCUUUUGACUUUCGAUUGAGUGAUCAUCUGCACGAAUGUUCUGAUCCUUGCUCAUUCAUUCAGCAUUGUUUUUUUUUCUGUAAACGAUUAAUAACCGUGGUCACCUAUCAGGACGUUUUAUUUCAAUUGGCUGCGCAUUUUGACGAAAACGCGGGUGACAAGGACAUGACUUCAAAGUUCCGACGUCAGCUUGCCCAUGCCACAUGCAGUGGUCUCGAGCGAUUUCUUGACACCCCACCUACAAAACGGAAGGAAAUUAGAGAAGAAAAGGACGAAAAGGAUGAAAAGGACGAAAAGGAUGAAAAGGACGAAAAUGACAUUGAUCUGAUUUCAUUUGUGGACGACGCAGAUAAGAUAAAAAAGGAGGAACCCAAUCUAAUAUCUUUUGACGAUGAUGAAAGUGAUACUGAGGAUGAAAAAGACAGGGCUAAUGCCGAUGCUGAUGACGAAGAAGAAGAGGAUGAAGGGCCAGUAAAAACUAUUACACUUGCACAGCUACUCGAUGUUCCUCCAGAAAUCGCUAGUCGAUAUACAUUGACACGAGAACAUCAAAUAAGAUGUAUUCGUAUGAUUGAUACUAUUCGUGCACCAAUAAUGGUGUACUAUGCCAUCGACAUUUUCCGUUUGGUACAGUUUCUAUCCAAAGGAGGAGAGUUUGAAGAAUAUGGAUCAAAGCUGUGUCGAUUGCUAAUGAUCCAUGCUCACUACAAUGAGGCGGUUGCGUGUAUUCGAAAACUCGACUUAUUUGACGCUUUUCCUAUCGAGACUCUUGCAGACCACUUUUUUACUAUUGGUCAAGGGCUUGCUCUACCAGCCUAUGUUAAAGGCAAUGAGGUACUCCAAAGGAAACUUCUUCACAUAAUUGAUGUUCAACUUCGGUACAAUUUUGCUGGAUCUUUGGGGGUUGUACCUAAAGAGCUUUUGGAAACUGUUGAAGAAGACACAAAAUUAUUGCCACCCAUGGCAAGGCUCAAGGAAAGACGUUUCCAAAAAGAUCUCAUGACAUGCGGGACCAAGAUUGUACAUGAGCUGCAGUUGCCUGAUCAUGAAUACCACUUUAUCUGGUUAUCUCAGCGAUAUGCAUGCCUUCGAUGGAUUAUAACGCAAAGGGCACUUCAACAGACAGAAGAGGGUGAUUACUCUAUUUCUGCAAGCUCGAACUACAAUGGAUUGCUUUUAUUGGUUGUACAAGACAAUCCAGCCUUAGCAAAAUUGGUGAUCAAGGAGUUGGUGGACAUUGGCGAUGCUCUUGCGCCUGCCUAUUUUGCAUCCUUGUUUGGACAGGAACAGUUUUUCUGUGCCUACAGUGGACUACCAUUGGUCGAUCGUGUUGUGGGUAGAGUAAAGGGUGAGCAAAUAUCGAGACACCGUAGCUCGCUUGCGCCCAAGAAGCCACGUAUAGGAUCGCCGCAUCCUACAGAGUAUUAUAAGUUACCACCUAAUUCUGAGUGUGUAGUGGUGGAUAAUGAAGAAAAGUUAAAAAGAAUGGGAAAACUAAUAGAAGGUACUAAACUGUGUGGUCUUGAUACCGAAUGGGUCCCACAGUUUGCCAAGACAGGUCCUUCUCGCACAGCAUUGAUGCAGAUUGCAUUGGACAAUAAUAUUGUCUUUCUCCUCGAUCUCAAAGUCAUGUUCCAGCCUUCCAAUGCCCAUCUUUUGGAUCUUACAGAAAAAAUACUGGGAGACAUGUUUAGCAACAGUAAAAUCAUCAAGCUUGGUACUGACGGUGAUAUUAACCGUUCAAUCCACCUAGCUUAUGAUUUUGGGGGUGAUAUGAUACUGUUGAGAGAGUCGAUACCAGCUGCGAAUUCGUGGGUGGUCCAUAGCAUGCUUGAUUUUAAGAAUAUUCGUCUUUCUUAUGACAGCCAAACCGGAGGAAAUAUCCCCGGCGGCCUUGCGGGUGUUGUAUCAAUGUUCCUGGGUGUGGGUAUGAACAAGAAGCAACAACUGAGCAACUGGGAACUUCGACCCCUGACUGAGGAGCAGCUCAUUUAUGCUGCGGGCGAUUCAUUCUGCCUCAUUGACAUUUAUCGUAUCUUGGAACAGCGUAAGCACCCAUUCCUUUCAACUCUUAACAAAGGAAGCGGAUCAGAAGCUCGAGCUCCCUCCCCCAGCACUCUUAAUAUCGAAGUGCCAGUAACCCCUCAAUCAGAACAACCGUUUAUAACUCUUUAA